AUGCUUCUCUUACUAUCGGACCUAACCUACUACUUCACUAUAUAUUACACUCACAGGUAUAACCUUGAAAGAGAGAGACAUCCGGAUUUCUGGUUUCGUCUGAACUGCAAAAAUUAUGUUGAUAGAACAAGACAAGCGGUGGCCGAUUUUAUUGGGGCAGAGCUGGACAAUAUCGUCAUCGUGGACAAUGCAACCACUGCAAUUAACGCAGUGAUUAAAUCAUAUCCCUUCAAGUCGGGUGAUGCUAUAUUGGACACAACCUUGACCUAUGGUUCAAUACAUAGGUUAUGUGGGGAUUUUACUUCCAGACUUCGAUCAGAUGUUGAGAGGGUAAAAUUGGAACUAUAUUUUCCUCUUGAUGAAGAAACUAUAAUAAAGAAAUAUGAAGAAGUUUUCCAGAAACAUCCAAACAUUAAAGUGGCAGUUAUUGAUCACAUCACUAGUCCCAGUGCUAUUCUAAUGCCCAUCAAAAGACUGACAGAGCUAUGCCAUAAAAAUGGAGCCCUAGCCAUCAUAGAUGGAGCUCAUGCUAUAGGGCAACUCCCACUAAACAUGAAGGAGUUAAAAGCUGAUAUUUAUACAUCAAAUCUUCACAAAUGGGCCUUUGCGCCUAGAGGAGCAGCUUUCUUGUGGUUUGGUAGUGACCAUGCCGACUGGGUACGUCCACCAAACACUUCCUGGGAAAUAGGAAAGUCCCUGGAUCUUCAGUUCAUUGACCAGGGAACUCGAGAUCACGUACCAAGCAUUGCGGCUCUACAUGGGCUUGAGUUUAUCAAAGCCAUUGGUGGCAUGGAAAAAAUAGUGAAAUACACAUCAGAUCUGGCUGAACAAGCAAAAGAAUAUUUUAUCAAAGAGCUUGACCUGAAACCUUUGGCAAUCCCACCAUCUCUUGAGUCACCAAAUCUAAAACUUAUAAAGUUGCCUAAAUUUAAGAAUUACCCAUGCACUGAGGAAGGCUUUACAGCUCUGAUGAAAGCAAUGUUUGCAGGGUCCAAUGUGUUUGGGAUCUUGGUGUUAAUUGACGGGGACAUCUACUUGCGUUAUUCAAUUCAAGUGUACAAUGACUUUGAUGAUGUCAAGGCCAUUGUUGAACUAUUCAGAGAGUUUAUACGAAACAAUAUUUAACUAAAACUUCUUAUGAUUUCUGUUCAGUAUUAGCUGUGAAUGAUG
This is a messenger RNA of Physella acuta, 1170 nucleotides long. RefSeq lists its product as uncharacterized. The record is from RefSeq and is a predicted model, not a curated record. NCBI's taxonomy places the organism in Eukaryota, Metazoa, Mollusca, Gastropoda, Physidae.